Messenger RNA from Guillardia theta CCMP2712, 3240 nucleotides. RefSeq lists its product as hypothetical. NCBI's taxonomy places the organism in Eukaryota, Cryptophyceae, Pyrenomonadales, Geminigeraceae. The record is from RefSeq and is a predicted model, not a curated record. The transcript has 16 exons. Bases 1 to 3240 code for a protein of 1079 amino acids. Gene Ontology annotation, cellular component: membrane.
AUGACUGAAUGCGAUGGGAUGGAAGGAUACAGUCGAAAGAGGGCCAGCAAAGCCCAGGAGCCGCCACGCGCUUGGUUGAUCAUGGGCGGGUCGCUGACAGCCAGAGAAACAACCAUGACUGCGAAGAAGAGUGCCGUGGUCGGUUCUUUGCUCGCUGUGAUCGUGGUUGCUGCAUUGAUCCUCAACGAGAGUGCUGAAAAGAGCGUCCUGUACACUGCUCCGCAUUCGGAAGUAGCUCCUUUCCAGCGCGACCUGGAUGGAAUUCGGACGAUGACGAACCAGCGCAAGACAAACUCUGCGGCUCUGACGAUCCCCGCGUUCAACGGUGAGGAUUACUUCGACGACAAGCCCAUCGGCUGCUGCCAUACCAAGGAAGAGCAGGAGGUUUGGUCCAAGUGGAUUGCCCUCCGGAACCGGGUGGCCCGGCUGGAAGGCACGGUCAGGCACCUUCAGAACUUGAAGCGAACUGUAACUAUCCAGCAACGGUUGAGUGCCUCCCUCAAAGGAGCGCCGGGGCCUCGCGGACCGCAAGGGCCUGAAGGGCCUGUGGGGCCAGAAGGAGGCAUGGGGCCCAAGGGAUUUCCCGGGCCGGAAGGGCCGCGAGGGCCCGACGGGAUUGAAGGCCCCGAGGGACCUCGUGGACUCCCCGGUCGCAAUCGCUGCCCAUCCGGCGUCCCCACCAGCUACCUCCGCCUGACUGAGUGCACUGGAGGAUCAUGUCUGGUGCAAGUGAAGCACAUGGACCAGUGGGGCAGCAUCUGUGCUGACGGAAUGUCUCAAACGACUGCGAGCAUUGUGUGCAAGGAGCUCGGCUUCAACAAGAUGGAGUCAUACCAGCGUCGAAGUGGCAGCGUUGACAAGAUCUGGAUGACUAACGUAGCUUGUAACGGUGACGAGCAAUCGAUCACCACGUGCUAUGCCAAGUGGAAUAAGGACUCCUGCAGCAACAGCGGAGAAUUGGGUGUCUGUUGUGAUGGCGAGCCUGUUCGCUCGGCUGCUACCCGCCAGUGUCCUACGGGUUCAUAUCUCCCCUUUGCCACCGACGGCAAAGCUUGCUACUCGAACAAGUACUCGGCGAGGUCAUUCCAGGAGGCGCAAGAGACUUGCAAGCUGUGGGGAGGAGAGUUGUUCAGCUAUGAGGACAGGUCGGAGCUCGACCUUGGCAGGACGAUCAUGGGCGAUGACGAACCAUUUUGGAUUAAUAUGAGAAAAGUAAGAGGAUCCUGGUUGUUCCUGGACGGCGAAAAGCCCAACUAUGCUCUGCAACGAUGGAAGCCAGGACAUCCUUCCAGCUCAGCGUCAACGGACAAGUUCUGUGCGGCUCAGACCAAGUAUUACAGUUCGAACUUGUACAUUCGAGACGAAAAGUGUACGGACAACUUUCCUUUUCUCUGCAAGAAGUUUAUGCCCGACCACGCGCCUGUCAAGGUUGUGAUUCCUCCGCCCUCGACGGUUCAGGAUAUGAGAGAGGAGGGUCAGAUCCCUCCUGCAUGCCCGUCAGUCGGAAACAUGGCGGUGUUCUACUCUGGCAAUGACUUCACUGGAGACAAGGCAAUGCUGAUCGCAGGAGAAUACCCCAAGUUGAACGAAGACCUUUGCGACAACGACAAGGCCCUGUGUGAAGUUAAGCCAUGCAACCUGAAGAAGGGCACUGUUGACUCCCUUAGCAUCCCCGAAGGACUGGCCGUGAAGAUGUUCUCUAAUGAAGACUACAAGGGCUCUUCCAUCUACUUCUACGGUCCUAAUGAGAUCCCAAAGCUCAGCAAGUACAGCUGGUCCAACAAGAUGGACUCUGUCCAGGUCAUCACUGUCCCGCCCUCCAAGUGGACUGUCCGGGCGUACUCCUCUGACAGCAAAUUGGUUCAUUUGGAAUCUCCUUCCAUGCUAUCUUCCGUCGGUCAGUAUGUAGUCCCCUUCAUCAACUUCGCCAACUUUGAUGCCAUGAAAUCGAGGAUGCCCGGCUUACCCAACAACAACUUCCUCCUGCAAUGCUUUGGGGAAGUGAACAUCGAGAAUGAGGGCGAGUAUGGUUUUUGCACCACAUCAGCUCAGGGCUCGUACCUCUACAUCGAUGGCAAGACGGUUGUCAACAACGACGGUGAUCACAACGAGCAGGAGAAGUGUUCUCUGGUCAAGCUCACCAAGGGCAGCCAUCAGGUCAAGGUGGUCUACUUCCACUCCAACAGUUAUUCGGUGACGUUCAAGGCCCAAUAUUACGGUGUGGACACUGGGGAUGAAAAGCUCGCGAUCCCUUCCUCCAACCCCGCGGCCCCCGCACCCCCGACGAUGUCGCAGUGGACGAUGCAGGUGUACACGCAGAACGUCGACAUCAACGGCGAGCCGCGCAAGAAGGUGAUGAACAUGGUCGGCAGCGCCGUGGUGAAGGCCAUCGAUUUCAACUCUCAGACCGAGAUCAAGAACGCACUGCCCUCAAACACCAAAAUCCCUUCCGACAAGAUGGCUGUCUACUUUUACGGCAACCUCCAGGUUGUCAGAGAAGGCGACUACAACUUCUGCCUCGAGUCCCACAACAUCGUCUACCUGUACAUCGACGACAAAGAUGCCGUGACCCUGGGUGAUCACGCCGGCAAGCAAGAGAGCUGUGGCAUCGUCAGGCUUGGGGCGGGAGCUCACAACGUGAAGGUGGUGCUGGUAACAGACAGCAGCACUGUCUCCAUCCUCGUCACCUUCAGCGGUCCUGACACCGGCAUGCUGAAGAUGAGGCUUCGCAGUGACAGCCCGGUUACUCCUGAGGACUCGACUCAGUCUGUAUGGCUCAUCAGGGAGUGGCAGUGCCGCUCCACGAUGCUCAGCGACGAAGACAGCAUGAAGAACGACAAGCUGACCUACCUCGGGGAGGGGCAUGCGCCUGCUCUGGACUUCAAGAAGGACGAGGACCUGAAGCACUUCUUCUCCAGCUACAGCAGCACCAACGCCGUUUUCCGCUUCUACGGGAAGCACACGAUCAAGCAGGCGGGUAACUACAACCUGUGCCUGACCAACGACUACAACGGCUUCUUGUACGUCAACGACAAGCUAGAGAUCAGUAGCACGGGGGGAUGGACGGCAAGAGAGAAAUGCUCCUCGGUGUACCUGGCGGCAGGGGAGCAGAAGCUGCAGGUCCGGUGGUGGUUCAACGGUGGGGGGGAUACGUUAAUCCUUGAGUACUCCGGGCCCGACACGCUCGGGAACAGGUGGCUCAUGGGCUCGGCAGACGCUGGCAACCCUCCGAUGCCCUAG